This is a messenger RNA of Lagenorhynchus albirostris (white-beaked dolphin), 1320 nucleotides long. It is a transcript of the gene SPMAP2L, whose product is annotated as sperm microtubule associated protein 2 like. The transcript is spliced from 9 exons. Bases 1 to 1320 code for a protein of 439 amino acids. NCBI's taxonomy places the organism in Eukaryota, Metazoa, Chordata, Mammalia, Artiodactyla, Delphinidae. The record is from RefSeq and is a predicted model, not a curated record.
AUGGAGAGCCAGGAGUUUUCGGGUUCUUCUGGGCUGUCCGAUGGGCACGACAUGGCAGAAAUAUCCACUCGCUCAGAAGCCCUCCACAAGCCCAUUGUAGUCAGGAUAUUUGACGUGCUCAACCAGCCUGGGGAGUCCGAGGAGCCGGGGUUAGCCGAGGAGGCCGGCGAGCAAGACCAGCCAGGCGAGUCAGAGGGGUGUGCAGAGUCCCACCAGAUCCCCAAGCCCCACAAGCCCUAUGAGCUCUACCAACCCUGUGAGCCCCACAGGCCCCCCAAACCCCAUGCACCUUACAAGCCUCAUCCACCCCGCGAGCCCCACAAGCCCCACGAAGUCGAGUUGCUUCCCAGAGCUGGCGUGAUGAUCUCCCCGUCUCUGCUGACCAGAUCCCCGCCACGGCUUCUGCCAUCUUCCCUGAGAGAUCCUAGUCCCUGUGACUUUGUAAGGAAAUGUUCUUUUUCUAGGAAGAGAAUUCAAGAUCUUUCUAGGCCUAAGAAACAAUGGGGAGCCCCAGAUAGAAAACUGUUUUGGGGAAAUCAAGAUCCUAUUCGCCCUGUUUCCCGGAAUGCUUUGAAGGCUCAACUGACCAAAAGACUUGAGAACCUUGCCCAGCCUAAGGAAGUCUCCCACGAAUAUGUACCUAACAGGGUUCAGUAUUAUUACAGCUGCGGUAGAGAGUCUGUAAUCUGGGAGAUCCCUUCUCCUGCACUGCUUGGCCAACCUUCCAAAAGGAUCCAGAAGCUGGCACAGCCCAACAGAUUCAAGAAAGGGUAUCUAAUAAAUAGGCCCUUCAGUGAUUACUUAAGAGAUUCUCUUCAAAUCUCUGAUCCUUCUCCCCGGAUAUUACGACUCUCAAUACCCAAAGUCACAAAUCCAAACUAUGUUCCUCCAAGAAGCACUAAAACCAAAAUUGCGACGUCUGCCCUGACUGCUGUUGCAACUCCAAGAACUGUAGACCUUGCCUAUCCAAGGAUUAAGAUAGAGGGUCUGUGCUUUGAAAGAGAAAGAAUUGAAAUGCCCAUCCGUCCUAUAUCCUGUGCUGCCUUGCUCGCCAAACCUAGCUCUCGAAUACUAGCUCUAGCUAAGCCCAGGCCUCUUCAUCAAGAUUAUUUACCUCCCCGGGAUGCCUACUGGCCAGUAUCUUGUGCUGCUAUCCAUUCCAAGAUAUCUCCCAGAAUUCAAGAACUAGCUAAUCCAAAUACAAGGACUCCUGUGCGUAUUGUAUAUUACGAUCCAGAAGUCUUUAAAGUCAAGCCAGCUGCUUUGAAAGCACAGUGUUCUCCGAGGAUCCAUGAGUUGGCACAACCUCUUACGCGUUAA